Drosophila erecta is the source of this 2585-nucleotide messenger RNA. RefSeq lists its product as uncharacterized. The transcript is spliced from 3 exons. Bases 235 to 2316 code for a protein of 693 amino acids. The record is from RefSeq and is a predicted model, not a curated record. NCBI's taxonomy places the organism in Eukaryota, Metazoa, Arthropoda, Insecta, Diptera, Drosophilidae.
GAUUGUUUUACUUUUUAGAUAUGUUUAGGCGGUCUAUCAACGGUCACACUUGAAUUAUCACCGGCAAAAUAAAACAAAUUGCGUUAUAAAAACUUUAGAAACUCUAGCGUAAUUACUGCUGAUGCGCUGUGAUGUUCACCCCAAAUAAUGACAUAACGUCAGUUCUCGUCUAGAUGGUGAACCGAAUCCUGGACCUGAAAACCUAAAGAUCAGCUAAUAGCCACCGGUAUUGAAAUGUGUUCCAAUGAAGAAGUAUUGUUGAGUUUCACAACAAACUCAGGUAGCGUACAUACCAACAUAAAUCCCACAACGGACGUCGCAGAAAUUGUCUUGCCGCCGGAUUCGGACGUGGAAAUGGUCUCCGUCAGGUCAGAUGCCGAAUCAGAUACCAAAUCAGACACCAAAACAUGCGCUAAAUCAGAUGCCAAAUUAGAUGGUAAAGCGAAAUUAGAGUCACGAGCCAAACCUAAGGCGGACCAGGUGGAGGCUAAAAAGAAGCGCCUCAAGAGGACCAAGGAAUGUCAUGCUCCGCCGAAUGAUACUCCCCAGAAACUCAACUGGAAGUGGAACCUGCGGAUCUUGAUUUCAAAUCUGUUCAUGAAGACCGAGGACCGUCUUCCGGGAGCAUGUGUUCCCAAGUGCCUUUACAAUACUAGUCUGUGCACGGAAAGACAUCGGUGCUCCUUUCUUCCGGAUGGACCAAACUUUACGGCCGUUCAGGCGCUGCGAACCACGUUGCAUGGUCAGCACUACGAUACAUUCCUGGACAUUCUGGAGAUGAUGGUGAUGCAGGGUGUCUUCCCAGGCGAAGGAGUAUUUGACAGACUUAUAGAUAUGACCAUGAUCCUAAUUGCCAAAGAGAUAAAAGUGAAAGAGCUGGGCGACACCUACAACAAACUUAUACGCACAUUCUUUCUUCUGGUAGACGCCUUUCCUCCCUGCUGGACAGCUCUCCGUCCUUACUACUUGAGCUUUCUGGACAUCAAGAGUCCUGCCUUGCGAAAAAAAUGUAUAACCGAUUCUCCCCAAAAGCUGCAGUUUUACCUGGAUCUUUUUGAGGAAAAUCUCACGCAUUGCAGCGAUGAAGAGAUACGGGAAAAUACAAAAUUCUAUGAAAAGUUUGUGUUCAACUUCUCGGAAGAGGAGGAUGCGAAUAUGUCACAGGAGACGGUCUUCUUGCGGCAUGUACAGCAGUAUGACUGGCUGAGUGGGAAGCUUUGCCUGGAUGACUUCAAGAUAAUGUCACCCGCAGUCAGAUUAGCACGACUCUGUGAUGUCCUAAAUAUGCUCACGUGGGUACUGGAAAUGGAGUUCCUCUCCUGGCUGGAUCAUAACAGGUUUAGGCAGUCGGAAUCGGAGAUGUUUCUGGAGAACUUCAAGCCAUUUGCUUCGAUUGUAUUUGGAAUGUCAGCAGAAACGCGUCUCACAGACAUUGUUAGGCAAAUCAUGAGGCUGUAUGGACAGGUGGUGGCCAAGUCCAUGUACCCAGAACGCCAGAGGAUUCUCCAGCGCCUUGUUUCCCUCAUUAUCGAAGUAAGCAACACGGCCGAGCUAAAGUACGUGGAUAAUGCUUUGAUCUAUCCAAGCCUGGGACCCCAAACCCGUCUGCUCAUCGCAGACUUUUUCAAGAUUUUUAAAUCACAGAAUUCCAAACUGAUUAGCACCUAUCUAAAGACCAUUCCGCAGUUGGACCACCCAUAUUUCCGCUACGAGUUCACAGACCACUUUUUAAAGUUGUUUUCCUUUCCCAAAAAACUUCAAUUUGGACCGGAGAAGGUGGUCGGCGAAUUCACAGCACGCCAAUGGAUGAAGUACAAACUAAAAAGUGAGAUUGAAGAUGAAGACGAUGAGCAGUUGUCUCGUGAGGAUUACCUAGCAUUACUUCUUAGCGCCUUAAAAGACUACGACAAGUGGUUAAAUCUUAGUGGCUUCUGGAAGUAUCUAAAGAGCAAGGAGCUCGUGCAGCCGUUGACUGCGAGGAUCAGUCCUGGGGUUGAACGCGAAGCGCCAAAGGUGUUCAGGCUAGAUGCGUUGAAAGAGGAAGUACCCACCUGGAACGCGCGCAUGAGCACUAAGGUAAUUAUAGACCGGCCCAAGGUGAAUCUGCCGGUGGUCAGAAUCCAUAUGGCUAAGAUGUGUGUGCGCUAUGGCGAGGAUGUGCGACAGAUGAGAUUUUUGAGACGACUCCUUCAAAACGAAGUUUACAAGGAGGUCGAUGUGUCGGAAUGGUUAAUCUAUCUGAACAACUUCCUGGGCGAUGACCAGUCGACGUCUCCCCCAGACUCUGCACCUUCCUCCGAAUCUGGGCAGAUCUGAUUGAUCAAAAAUAAUGAUAUACCCAAGGCUCAAUUAUGUUUAAGUUUAAACUUACUUAUUUUAAGCUUAUGAAAAACAUCAGUGUGUGAAAAGUUUGUUUUUUUUUUCUUGCGGUAACUAAUUUUUAUCUAAAUGGUUUUAAAUAAGAAUGCAUUUGAUUCAUUGCCAUUUGUCAUAAUUUCCGUUUCUAUAUUUCUCCAUUGCAAAUAUAUAUUUAUGCUGUAACUAAAUACACAAUUACGUACACAUUUACAUAUAAAUACAGCUAC